AAAUUGUAGCAACGACGGUAGCGAGCUCAGUCGAGGCGCACGCGUCGUACCGCGUCAGUCACGCCAUCUCUGGACAAAAAUGCACACACUAAUCCUGGCUGCUUUGGCCGCCGUAACGACGGCGAUGCCAUCCUACAUCGCGGUACCUGCAGAUCAGAUCGCGUUUGUGGAUCUGACGGCGUUGCGCGUGCGUCGUAUGCCAAGACAGACCCUGUCGCCGCCACCUCCACCACCACAAAUACCAUUACCACAGCUCCCACAGGCGUUCUAUGAACAGGAGUACCCUACAACUCUGCAGCAGUAUCAGCAGCAGCCAGGCUUGACGCCAGUUCCAGUCCCAGUUCAAGUCCAAGUUCAAGAGAAUGAGGCUCCAGCCAGACUCGUCAGACUGCAGCAACAGCCGCAGCAGCAACCGCAGCCACAAGAUUCCAUCGGUUCAACAACCUUCGGAGCUGCCUCUCAAUUUGCAGAAAGACCGCCUGACUUCGGGGAGUAUGUGGAUUUCGGGGCUCAUACAGGAGACCAUGGGUCUUUCGGCUGGUACGCCGAUUACCCAGUGAACAAUCAUCAAGAUUCUAGCUACAGGAAGUAGGUAAAAUAAUGAGCAAACAAAACAAAUCCAAGAAUCAUAGAAAAACUAUAAAGUUUAUUGAUGAUUAGGGAUUUUAGUAACAAAUAUUCUACGUCUCGCUCAGAAUUCGUACCAAAAUUAGAUGCUAAAAGUUGCAAUUAUCUUGCCAAGCACUUGUUACUCAAAUAAGACCAAAGACAGUAUUAUUCCAAGUGAUAUCAUUAGGUUUAGGUUCGUAGCUGAAUAACCGCACAUUUGUUACAAACGGUUCAUUCCGCUGAUACGUUUUUAAUGCACUUUCAACGUUAGUUCCUUUUUAUUAGAAUUAAGUUUACAAAGUACACUGUGAUACGUACGAAGCUUAGGUAGUUCUUCUUCUUAGUUCUUGCUUUAUCUUCUAUUUCUUUCUUCUUCAUUUCUUUCUUUUCUUGCACUUCACUGUUACGCUUGCUUGAUCACGCUUUUUAUCACAAAUUGAUGUACUUAAAUGCUCAAAUAAUCAUCAUUCUUAUUACUUACCUUGACACCAUUACUAUUCUUUAUUUUCAUUUCCUCUAUUCUAUCUAUCUGUUUAUGCAACUACUGUAUCGCUUCUGAAACUGUUACAAAUAUAAAUGUUACAAAUGUUAUAUUCUUCUUCGUUUCAUUUCAUGCUAACAUUUCAUUAUUUUCUUCUACAUUCAUACACAUUACCAUCUUCACUGCGACGACUAUUAUAUAAUUCGUAUCAACAUCAUACAUUUAAUUCAUCCUAUCUACUGUAUGUCUGCAUGCAUCUCCAAUCGGUUUCCAGCCUUGUGUAAGAUUUGUAUGGUCAUAAUACAAUGCUACAGAAAAUAAAACUUUACAUAUUCAACCAAAAAUACUUAGUAGAAGAUGUAAAAUGGCAUAGAAUGCAUUUACCACGCAUACAACAGCUUCAUCUGACUAAGAUAAAAUAAACUGAAUCUCAAUCUACGUCCAUUUCUAUCCUUACUAAACUGUUUUAUCAUCAACCUAUCUUGACCUAUUAUAUGUUCAUAUUUCACUUUUUAAAAACAUCGCAUCGUUACUAUUACAUUAUGAUCUUCAUUUCUCAUCAAAACUCCGCUAUCUAUUGAGAACGCGCUAUUUCUCCCACAUCACAUUUUUCAUAUCUCGAAUCAUGAACCACAUCUUCCAUUUCAUACUUCUCUUUAUUUGCUCGCUACCUUUUCAUAUUCAUAUUUUAUACUUUACUAAAAUAUACUUUUGACUUUGACCUUUCUAUUUACAUUUUUUUUUCUUUCAACUAUUUUUAUUUCUUAUUUUUUCUAUAUUAUCAUCAUCUUUCGCAUACGGCACAUACAUAUUUGGUUUGUAAUGAUGAUCAUACUUUAUAUUUUUUAUAUUCUUCAUAACUGUAUCUCUUACCUACUUCUACAUUACUUAAGAACUUCUUUACUUCUAUUUACUCUUUCUUGACAUCUUCCAAUACCUAUUUCACUUCUCUUAUUGGAUUAUAAUUGAGACUUAUUAUUUCACUGAUAUUUUCAAGAAAUAUUAUUUUGCUUCGUAUCUUACCAUUCUAUCAUUUACUUGACUUAAUUUUAUAUUUAUUUCUUUUUUCUCAUCUAUACUCACAAUCCUAUAUUUCUUAAAUAUGAAACGAAGGCAGUCUCUUUUUCUCUAUCUUGUUUCAACUUCAUCUUUCAAUCUCUAUCUCUAUUACUUCUUUUUAUUGAAAUUACGAUAAAUUCUUAGUUUCAAACAAUACAUUUCGUCUAUUACUUAUGCUAUUUCUAAUCUUCCUUAUUAUCUGUCUAGUCUUUAA
Molecule: messenger RNA, 2363 nt
Organism: Spodoptera litura
Lineage: Eukaryota; Metazoa; Arthropoda; Insecta; Lepidoptera; Noctuidae
Source: RefSeq, a predicted model, not a curated record